This is a messenger RNA of Molossus molossus (Pallas's mastiff bat), 4363 nucleotides long. RefSeq names its product glia maturation factor beta (gene GMFB). The record is from RefSeq and is a predicted model, not a curated record. The transcript is spliced from 7 exons. Gene Ontology annotation, molecular function: actin binding; Arp2/3 complex binding. The coding region runs from base 99 to 530 and encodes 143 amino acids. Lineage: Eukaryota; Metazoa; Chordata; Mammalia; Chiroptera; Molossidae. Gene Ontology annotation, biological process: actin filament debranching; negative regulation of Arp2/3 complex-mediated actin nucleation. Gene Ontology annotation, cellular component: actin cortical patch.
GGCUCUGCCAAGCGCCAGGGCAGGAAGGGAGGCGGCCGCGGUGCCAUUCUUAAAGGGGCCCGAGGGAAGGCGAGAGGCUGCUGACUGCCGGAAGGAAAAUGAGUGAGUCUUUGGUGGUUUGUGAUGUUGCUGAAGAUUUAGUGGAAAAACUGAGAAAGUUUCGUUUUCGCAAAGAAACGAACAAUGCUGCCAUUAUAAUGAAGAUUGAUAAGGAUAAACGCCUGGUGGUACUGGAUGAAGAGCUUGAGGGCAUUUCACCAGAUGAACUUAAAGAUGAACUACCUGAACGACAACCUCGAACCUUCAUUGUCUAUAGUUAUAAAUAUCAACAUGAUGAUGGAAGAGUUUCAUAUCCUCUCUGUUUUAUUUUCUCAAGUCCUGUUGGAUGUAAGCCUGAACAACAGAUGAUGUAUGCUGGGAGUAAGAAUAAGCUAGUCCAAACAGCCGAACUAACCAAGGUAUUUGAAAUAAGAAAUACUGAAGACCUAACUGAAGAAUGGUUACGUGAGAAACUUGGAUUUUUCCACUAAUGUGAAGUUCUCUGUUUCUAAAGUAUUUAUGUAUUAACCUGACCAUACUGGAACCAGACAUAAAUACUUAUUUAUGCCUAAAAAUGCACUGUUACUUACAGUUUGUUUCCUGAGUAAAGAAAAUCUUCAUUUGUUCAAAGUUUGAACAAAUAGGAAAUCAUCUUCAUAGUAAUGAAACUUUGUAAAAUGUUUCCUUAUAUUUGUAAUAGUUAGUUGGACUACUCUCCAGGGACUUUUUGCACUCUUGUGACUAAUUUCUAUAACUUAUGGUUAAGAAUUUGUUACUAUUUGCAGACACCAUCGGAAAGUGGGUAUUGUGAUAGACAACAGUUGCCUCCUUUUGACAAAUACUGGAUAUUAGCAGUUUAUAUAUAAAAACAGCAUAUUAUCACUUGUCAAAAAUUUGAAAUUAAUUUGGGGUAAGAGACUUGAGUGACCCAAUUUUGAGCCAUGAAUAAUAAUUUACUAUAGUGUAACCUGCAUUACAAGUACAUUUUUCAUCAAUUCUAUCCCUUCUUUGGUUUCCUAUAUUUUUUUGAUCAAGUCCAGAAACUUGGUUCAUCAGUCGCUCAUUCUUAAGGUCUGGGAGUUAGAUUUUAUAAUUAUAACUAUUCUUAUGGAAAAUAGCAUCUUAGGAAUUGAUGGGUUGUAACUAAUCAAGGGCUUUAUUCUUGGUUAUGUCAUUUCUAGAGAGUUUUGAAUCUAGGUUAAUAAUACCUUAUUUACAAAGCACCUCUUAAUGUCCUGUGAAAACUAGUUAUUUUAAAGUUGUUAAUACUGUGCCUUUGAUUUAUUAGCUUUAAAGUUAGUUUAAGACUUUUACACUGCCAAUAUUCCAGAUUUGGCAAAAUUAAUACUUUUGUAAAGGGUCCAAGUAAAACAACUUUCUAAUGUGUGCAUCUAUAAUUUGUAAUAAAAUCAACUUCAUAUUUUUAAAAUUCCAAAUGCUUGCAUUGGUAAAUGUGUGGCAGUUGAGAGUUAUAAUUUUGGGCAUAUUUGUGAUUAGUUUUGUGCCAUUGGAAAAAAAUUACUUACCUUAAAACCUUGGCCAUAGUUAAUGAUAUUAACACAUUGAUAGAAAUUUCAUCAUUUUAUACCCUGAAUUUCAGAAAAUAUUCUAAAUCGGACACCUGCCUUGCUAGAUGAUGGCACCCUUGGCAUAAAGCAAGAAUUCUAAUAUAUAGUGUACUUUAAAAGCAAACAAGUAAGUGACUGUUUGACAUUAAUUAGAAAAAAGAUCUUGAGACUCUAAGGACUAACCACAUUUGGUGAGUGAAUUCUUAUAUCAAGAAUAUCUUAGUCAUUUUAAAACUAGCAAAGGCAUUUUUUUUUUUUUUUUGUAUUGGCAUAUUUUUCAUUUAUAUGGUCUUUGUCUUUUUUUUUUUUUUAGAUUCUUGUGCCAACUUUAACAAAGAGGUAAAAAUAGUUGGAGUUUUCACAAUAUUGAGAAGAGCAUCUUCUCAACAUUGUUUGGCAUCACUAAUCUAGAAACAGGAAGCAAUAGGAAAUUACUUGGAGAUGAGGAAGUACUAGAGUAGGUAUUUGUUUUGGUUAAUUAAUGGGAAAGAUUUUUUAUUACAAUUUCCAGAGAGAGAAAACAUCACCCAGGAAUUUUAAGAAUUCUUUAAACAGCUAUUUUGGUAUUGGAGAAUAACCCUUAUAGUUCUGCAGAAAUGCAAAUGUAAUCCAAGUGAAUUUAAUGUAAUCCAAGAGUGUUCUUAAUGUUUUAAAUGAAGGAAAUUAGAUUUGUUUCACCUGGUUCACAGCAAUAAGAGAAACUAAUGCUGCAAGAAUGUAUUUUUUAAUGAGGUUCCUUAUUUUGUCUUGCUCAUUUUAGUUUUGAAAGUCCUCCAUACUGUCAAAUAAUAUUGACUUCCAUACACAGAACUCUUAGUUCCCCUGUUCUCUAACAGGCAAAGAACUGUGAUAAACCAUGUUUGUUUUUAGGUUGUCUGCUUCUUAUCGAUAACAUGUAUUUUACAUGGCAAUAGAUUGAGGUUAGGGGAUCAGUAAACAUUUUUUUAUUCUUUUUUAUAGGGAGAUUUACAAAUCCCAUGUUCUAGAGUUCUCUCAGACAUUUAUGUAAAUUUCCCUUCCAUUAACCAAAUUUUGUACUGUUCUUUACAAGUACAUUUCUUAUUUGAUCUCUUUUUCUGCCUUCUCUAAAAUAGUAACUCCAGAUUUCAUAACCCCAGUUUUUACAUUCCAUAACUCUGGUAUAGCCAUUCCCAUUCAGCCUUAAAUCUUAAUCUUUCCAUUUUGGCAGCAGUUUUUCCUGGGAACCUCCUUCAUGGUCUUCUAAAUCAGCAUUAGUUUUCAAAUUGUUGGCCUUGCAUAAGUUCUGCAUAGCAAUCUAAUGCUGUCAAAAUAGUACCAGCUAGUAAUCACAGCACAUUUUUAGUAUGGCUUUUGUGACAAUGUAAAUGACAUGAAAACUGUCCUCAGGUUACCGUGCUGAAAUUCCAAAAUGUCAGAGUUUUGAAUGGUGAUCAAAACAGUUUGUUCUAGUAUUGAAGCAAUUAUAUUAGGAAAAAAAGUUAGUUGACUGACUGUUUUUGUUUAAUUGACUUCUGAAAUAAGUGUUCAAAUUGUCUAUUUCUAAAAAGUUUACUAAAUGCCUAGUGCAGUUAAACAUACUCUUGUUUAAGAGGGUGUUGCUAAAUUUUUUAUCAUUAUGAAAUAAUCUUUGUAGCAUCAUAUCUGUCAGCACUUUUCUCUCUUUUUAUCUCCUAUUUUCAGGAGUCAAAUGUAGCCAUAAGUUAGUUAUAUUCUGAUCUGACACUUUAACUAAAAAUGUCCAGUCAGAGGAGUUUGUUGCCAAAAUAAACGUGGCUGUCUUUAUUCCCCACACGUAGAUAGUAGUGAAGGUGUACUUCAAAAAUGUUGGGACUGCUUUAAAACCUGAGCAAUGUCAUUACUCCAUAAUAUGGACUAGUGAUGAAUAGAUAUUUUCAUAAGAGUUUAAAUGGUGAUAUUUCAUGGAAGCAGAGAGUAACUCGUAUUUUAUCAAUUCAAAUAUUCUUAGUACAGUUGCUUUCCCUAUUUGUUCAAUAGACUGAUGAUACUGGAAUCUUCAGAAUUUGAGCCUUUAAAAUGUAUGUGAAGACAUGUCUCACACAUUUCUGGACAAAUCUUAUUUUAUACUUCUGGAAGAAUGUAAAUCAUCUGGGCCACUUAAAACCAGUGGUCCCAAGUUGAAUAUUCUUGAGAAAUUUGUUUCCUGUUAUGCCAUUUGACAUUUCAAAUCAGUAAUCAUGUUCCUGUAAUAUUUAAAACAACUACAUUAAGAUUAUGAUAGAAACUGUGUUUUCUUGCUUUUUGGAAUAUAAUGCAUAUACAUAUAAUUACUUGAAUAUUGUUUGGUAUCACUAACAUGCCAGGGCAGUGCCCGCUGAUUUAGAUGGUCCAAUUCAUUCAGGAGGCUCGAAACAGAAAUGGUUUAGUCUUGUGAAUUUUAACAGUUCCUGUCAUCGUUUAACAAAAUCAACAACUGACACAACUUCUCAAGCUGUGGUUUCAGUCUCUGCUAGUUCAUAUUGCAUGUUUAUUUUGGACAGUCUUCUGUUAAGCAUGGUGCUUGUACUGGUUUAAAUAAAAUGUUAACAUGAAAGGACUUCCAGCUUUUCAUUUUUUACUCGCCGCCUCUCCCCUUUGGCGCAACUGUGGCAUUUGUGUGAGCCACACAGAUGCAGCAGUUUACUUUAUCCUGAGAAACGAAGAGGCAAAAUAAAUGGGAAUCACUUGGCAAUGCAGGAUAGGGAGAGAAAAUACGAUGAGAUUAUAAAAUUUUCUAAAACCUGGUCUGAUGCUAAAAUUACUCAUUUGUAGCAACU